This is a messenger RNA of Miscanthus lutarioriparius, 984 nucleotides long. The record is from the annotation of a GenBank genome assembly. Lineage: Eukaryota; Viridiplantae; Streptophyta; Magnoliopsida; Poales; Poaceae.
AUGAGUAGGAGGAAGCUUGGUCCAAAAAUCGUGAGUAUCAACUAUCAACGUAGUCGUCUGGCUCGUCUGAAGGACGAGGCUGAUGCAUCAAAAUUAGAGGAAGCUCGGGCAAAAAAUCGUGAGAAUCAAUGUAGUCAUCUGGCUCGUCUGAAAGCCAAGGCUGACGCAUCCAAAUUGGAGGAAGCCCGGGCCAAAAAUCCUAUCCAUGAUGAUAAAGGCAGCUCCUGUAAGAGGAAACGGGACAUGACUUCAGAAGUUGGUAAUAUAAGUAUUUUUGACUCUGGCCUUUGGGAACCAGAAGAUGCAUUGCAUGGAAUAGAGGAUUUCAAAUACGAGUAUUGUAUAGAACCCAUAACAAGAAUGAAUGGUCAUGGUCCUUAUAACUUUGUGUAUGUGGGUCUUCCUAAGACCCAUCAUGUCUUGAAGAAAGCGCAGAACUAUUUUUAUUGUCGCGCAAAGAGGUUUGAAGAAGUGCUAGAUGAGCUCCGUCGAUUGUUCACAAGUCAAACUGAUAUGGAUACAAAGUACUUCGGAAGGAACAUUCGUUACUUCAAUACACAUUUUUCUAUCACCAACAUGGGGGUUUCCAUUGAUCGUAGUUUAGCAACAGCAAAGGGUAUUGGUAUUUAUACAUUUAAAGCUCAUGGCCAAAUAUAUCACAAGUUGGAUCAACUUGUGCCUGGUGUUCGGGGACCACACCACAUGCAGUUGUACUUUUAUGACACAUAUGAGACUAUGCAUCAUAGGAUCAAAAGGUCUCCACACCUUGACGCUGGUGUCAUCCGCAGUAUAUUGAACAUCAUGCAAGACAAUCCGUAUGUUCAAAUACUUAAGAGUCUGGGCACUCUUACCAACUUGGAUUGCUACACUAUUGAGCUAAAUACAAGUAUUUCUGUUGACCAGAGAAGAUACAAUGCGCCCGCAAUGGAGCAAGUUGCUGCUAUAUGGUUUGAUAGAAAUGACCCACAACAAAGGUUUGAGUGA